AAUUUUUAAUUUCUUUAUUUUUCCUGUUCAGAACGAGCCAUGUCUUCUCUUUGACAGAUGCCAGUGUGAAUCAGUGAAAUGGGAGCCUCGGGGAAAAUGUUUUCUACUUAACUUGACUCUCACUCUCAGGUGUGUUUUUACACGCCUUGUUCACUGUCUGCGCCUCUCAACACAGACUCUCGAAUCCUGCAGACAAAAGAAUGCAAUUUCAACUGACCUUUUUUCUGCACCUUGGGUUGCUCAGUUAUGCGAAGGCUCAAGAUGAAUGCCAUAGGGGUGCCUGUCAUCCCACCACUGGCAAUCUCUUAGUGGGCCGCGGUGCACAGCUCACGGCUUCUUCUACCUGUGGGCUGGAUGGAGCCCAGAAAUAUUGCAUCCUCAGCUACCUCGAGGGGGAACAAAAAUGCUUCAUCUGUGACUCCAGAUUUCCAUAUGAUCCAUACGCCCAACCCAACAGCCACAGCAUUGAGAACGUAAUUACAAGUUUUGAACCAGAUAGAGAAAAGAAAUGGUGGCAAUCUGAAAAUGGUCUUGAUCAUGUCAGCAUCAGAUUGGACCUAGAGGCAUUAUUUCAGUUCAGCCACCUGAUUCUGACCUUUAAGACUUUUCGACCUGCUGCAAUGUUAGUUGAACGCUCCACAGACUACGGACACACCUGGAAAGUGUUAAAAUAUUUUUCAAAGGACUGUGCUGCUUCCUUUCCCAACGUCACAUCUGGCCAGGCCCGGGGAGUGGGAGACCUUGUUUGUGACUCCAAAUAUUCGGAUAUUGAACCCUCAACUGGUGGUGAGGUUGUUUUAAAAGUUUUGGAUCCCAGCUUUGAAAUAGAAGACCCUUACAGCCCCCACAUCCAGGACCUUGUGACAUUAACAAAUCUGAGGAUAAACUUUACCAAACUCCAUACCCUUGGGGACACCUUGCUUGGAAGGAGGGAAAAUGAUUCCCUCGAUAAAUACUACUAUGCUUUGUAUGAGAUGGUGGUUCGGGGAAGCUGUUUUUGCAAUGGCCACGCUAGUGAAUGUGGCCCGAUGCAGACGGUGAGGGGAGAUGUUUUCAGCCCUCCAGGAAUGGUUCACGGGCAUUGUGUCUGUCAGCACAAUACCGACGGCCCCAACUGUGAGAGGUGCAAGGACUUCUUCCAGGACGCUCCGUGGAGGCCAGCCGCAGGCCUCCAGGACAGCACUUGCAGAGCUUGCAGCUGUAACGGCCACUCGGACCGCUGUCACUUCAACAGCACCGUGUACCUGGCGAGCGGUGGCCUCAGCGGGGGCGUGUGCGAAGACUGCCAGCACAACACCGAGGGGCAACAUUGCCAUCGCUGCAGACCCCUUUUCUACAGGGACCCCCUCAAGGCCAUCUCGGAUCCCUACGCGUGCAUCCCUUGUGAAUGUGAUCCUGACGGGACCAUAUCGGGUGGCAUUUGCGUGAGCCACUCUGACCCUGCCGUGGGGUCUGUGGCCGGCCAGUGCUUGUGUAAGGACAACGUGCAAGGAGCCAAGUGCGACCAGUGCCAGCCCAACCACUACGGACUGAGCGCCGCCGACCCCCGGGGCUGUCAGCCCUGCGACUGUCACCCACACGGGAGUCUGCCACUCUCGCCCUGCGAUGUGGAUACAGGCCAAUGCUUGUGCCAGCCGUCUGCCACCGGACCACGCUGUGAUGAAUGCGCUGUUGGAUACUGGGGGCUGGAAAAUCUCCUCCACGGAUGUUCUCCCUGCGACUGUGAUAUUGGAGGGGCCUAUUCGAACGUGUGCUCACCCAAGGACGGGCAGUGUGAAUGCCGCCCGCACAUCACUGGCCGCAGCUGCACUGAACCAGCCCCCGGCUACUUCUUUGCUCCUUUGAACUUCUAUCUCUAUGAGGCAGAGGAAGCCACGCCACUGCAAGGACUUGCGCCCUUGAUAUUAGCAACAGCUUUGCCUACAUGUGAUGUGUAUUUCCGGCAACAAGGAAAUGAUUUCAUAAUUGACAAAGGAAACAUAAUACUGAAGAGAAAUCAGAAACAAAGCCUACGUGCAGACAAGCCGAGUGAGGGCUCGGCGACUUUCGGCCAGGUGCCUGCUGAUCAUGGUGUUUUCCCAGAGCCGGUUCCUGGGAGCCCUGUUACCUGGACUGGGCCUGGAUUUGCCAGGGUUCUCCCUGGGGCUGGCUUGAGAUUUACCGUCAACAACAUUCCCUCUGCCAUGGACUUCGCUGUUGCCAUUCGCUAUGAAACUCAGUCCGCAGAUGACUGGGCUGUCCAGAUCAUGGUCAACCCCCCUGGAGGGAGCAAGCACUGUACACGCAAGACCCCAUGGCCGAAGCCUCAGUCUUUUGCCUUACCAGCAGCUUCCAGAAUCGUGCUGCUUCCCACACCCAUCUGUUUAGAACCAGAUGUACAAUAUUCCAUAGAUGUCUACUUUUCCCAGCCUUUGGAAGGAAGGUCCCACGCUCAUUCACACAUCCUAGUUGACUCUCUUGGUCUUAUUCCCCAAAUCAAUUCACUGGAGAAUUUCUGCAGCGAGCAGGAUUUAGAUGAAUAUCAGCUGCACAACUGUGUUGAAAUUGCCUCAGAAGCAAGACCUCGGGUGCUCCCUUCUGCGUGUGAAAGGCUCAUAGUCAGCAUGUCUGCCAGGCUGCACGAGGGGGCAGUGGCCUGCAAGUGUCACCCCCAGGGCUCAGUGGGGCCCAGCUGCAGCCGACUUGGAGGCCAGUGCCAGUGUAAGCCUCAUGUGGCCGGGCGCUGCUGUGACAGGUGCUCAGCAGGAAGCUACGGUUUGGGGCAUCAUGGCUGUCACUCAUGUCACUGCCACCCUGAAGGCUCAAAGAGCAUUGUGUGUGACCAAAUAACAGGACAGUGCCCCUGCCAGGGAGAGGUGGCUGGCCGCCGCUGCGAUCGAUGCCUGGCGGGCUAUUUUGGAUUCCCCAACUGCCGUCCUUGCCUUUGCAAUGGGUUCGCUGAACUUUGUGAUCCAGAGACAGGGUCGUGCUUCAACUGCGGAGGUUUUACAACUGGAAGAAACUGUGAAAGGUGCAUCGAUGGGUACUAUGGAAAUCCUUCUUCAGGACAGUCCUGCCGUCCUUGCCCGUGUCCCGAUGUUCCCUCUAGCAAUCAGUAUUUUGCCCAUUCCUGUUAUCAGAAUCCUUGGGGCUCAGAUGUAAUCUGCGAUUGUCUUCAAGGUUAUACAGGUAAGCAGUGUGAAGAAUGCUCUGCUGGUUUCUACGGAAAUCCAAGAAUUUCCGGAGCACCUUGCCGGCCGUGUGCCUGCAACAACAACAUUGAUCUAAGUGAUCCAGAUUCCUGUAGCCGGGUGACAGGGGAGUGCCUCAGAUGUCUGCACAACACUCAUGGACCCAACUGCCAGCUCUGCAAACCGGGUCACUUUGGAUCGGCCAUCAAUCAGACCUGCAGAAGAUGCUCCUGCCAUCCUUCCGGCGUGAAUCCUGCUGAGUGUCCCCCUGACCAGGGAGCUUGCCUCUGUGACCCUGACACUGGCACAUGCCCUUGUCUGCCUAACGUCACAGGCCAGGCCUGUGACCAUUGUGCUGAUGGAUACUGGAAUCUGAUCCCCGGCAGAGGAUGUCAGCCAUGUGAUUGUGACCCCCAGACCUCUCACAGCAGGCACUGUGACCAGGUUAUGGGCCAGUGUCUGUGUAAAUUAGGCUAUGAUGGGAAACGCUGCAGUGAGUGCAAGGAAAAUUAUUACGGUGACCCACAGGGGCGAUGCAUUCCAUGUGACUGCAACCAGGAAGGUACCCAGAAGCCCGUCUGUGACCAGGCCACGGGCAUGUGCCGCUGCCGGGAGGGUGUUAGCGGCCCACGAUGUGAUCGCUGUGCCCGGGGUCACAACCAGGAAUUCCCUGCUUGUCUUCCGUGUCACUCGUGCUUUCAUCAAUGGGACCACACCAUUUCUUCCCUCUCCAAAGCGGUGCAAGGGUUAAUUAGGCUGGCUGCUACCAUGGAUGAUAAAAGAGAGACCCUGCCUGCCUGUGAGGCCGACUUCAAAGACCUCACAGAGAACAUGUCCGAAAUAGAAAGGAUUUUGAAACAUCCUGUUUUCUCAUCUGGGGAAUUCUUAAAAGUCAAGGAUUAUCAUGACUCCGUUCGGAAACAAAUCGAGCAGCUAAGUGGGCAGCUGAAAACAGUGUAUGAGUUUCAAGAUCUGAAAGAAACAACAGAAAGAAUGAGGAACGAAGCAGACCUCUUACUUGCAGAUCUGCAGGAAGAAAUUGAUUUGCGCUCUGGUGCCCGUAAUGCAAGCAUCGUGGAUUCCUUAGAGAGCAUCAAGAAAUAUUAUCAGAGUUCAUCAUAUGCUGAAAAGGAAACUAAUGAAACUACUCUCAUCAUAAAUAACUCCGAAAAAACCAGGAAUGACUUACUUACCAACUUAGAUACACUAACCUCAAAAGGAAACUUGUCACGGGAAAAAUUAAAGCAGAUUAAGAUACCAGAUAUCCAAAUAUUGAAUGAAAAGGUGUGUGGAGAACGAGGGGGUGCACCGUGUGUGGUCUCAGCUUGUGGUGACCCCCGCUGUCACGGCUCCCUGACCCUCUCCAGGGACGCUCUCCAGAAAGCUCAGGAAGCAGAGUCCACGACUCAUAAUUUGAGCAAUCAGUUUCAAGGGUUGAAGAAUCAGAUCAAAAAUAUAAGUAAACUGGCAGAAGUCUCCAAGAACAAUGCCUUACAGCUAAGUGAGAAACUGAGGAAUAUGAAAAACCAAAGUGAAUCUGAAGAAGAAAAACUGAAUCUUUUAAUCAAAAAACUGAAAAAGUUUUUGUUAGAGGAAAACGUGCCUCCAGAGGACAUAGAGAAGGUUGCAAAUCGUGUACUCGACAUCCGCCUACCAGUAACAUCACAAAAUCUAACCCAUGAACUUGACAAAAUACGGAAACUUACACAACUCUGUGAGGACUACAGGGCAGACGAGAACAGGCUAAAUAAAGCAGCAGAGGGAGCCCGAAAGGUUUUGGUGAAGGCAAAAGGAGCCAAAAAAGCAGCCCAUGUUCUGUUAAAUCUCGACAAAAUGUCGCAUACGUUGCAACAAGUUCGAAUCACUCAAGGACGGGCAAAUUCCACCAUCACACAGCUGACGGCCGAGAUAACAAAAUUAAAAAAGAAUGUGCUGCAGGCUGAAAAUCAAGCCAAGGAGACUAAGAAUGAGCUGCACUUAGCGAAGCAACAGUCAGCCUUAGAGGAUGGACUUUCCCAGCUGUGGACCAAGUUACAAAGGAAUCAAGACCAAGCCAGCCAUGUGAAAGCUCAGGCGGAGUCAGCCCGACGCCAGGCUGGGGGCCUUGAGGAGGAGUUUGUUGAGCUAAAACAUCAAUAUGCUGUUCUUCAACGUAAGACAAGCGCUACAGGACUGACAAAGGAAACAGUAGGAAAAGUGAAACAGCUAAAAGAUGCUGCAGAAAAAUUGGCUGGAGAUGCAGAGGACAAGAUAAGAAGAAUAACAGAUUUAGAAAAGAAGAUCCAAGAUUUGAAUCUAAGUAGACAAGAAAAAGCUGAUCAACUGAAACAGUUGGAAGAUCAAGUCAUUGCCAUUAAAAAUGAAAUUGUUGUGCAAGAAAAUAAAUAUGCUACCUGCUAUAGUUAGGCAGAGUUAGAGUGCAAAAUCACCUCUUCCUUCUUUUCUGGCUUCUGAUGAGCGGACCUGGGGAGCUGUGCGGGACUUGGGAAGCACUAAUGGUCAGCCUCUUCUGCCUCCUUCCCCGAGGUCUCUCCUUGCUGUAGAUCUGCCCAGUGUGGCUGGGAGUGGAACUGGGCCAAGGAAAGGCCGCUUCAUUUGGAAGAGAAGGGGGAGUAAAGAGGUUGUCUCUGGUUUCAGAAACCUUUCCUCUUGCCUUCCUUUCCUUUCAUCACCUAAAAAUAAUUAGUUACAUAUGACAAGUACAAAUCUAAGUUAGUAUUCUAUAUACUAAUACUCAUUUCAGUCAAAUAAACCUAAACAUUAAAUAAGUUGCGAGCAGCUGGGGAGGGGAGAAAUGGGAAGUUACUAAUCGAUGGGCAUAAAGUUCCAGUUAAGCAAGAUGAAUAAGUUCUAGAGAUCUAUCCAACAUUGUUCCUACUGCCAACAGUACUAUACUGUGUCCUGAAAAUUGUGUUAAGAGGGUAGAUCUCAUAUUAAAUGUUCUUACCGCAGUAAAAUAAAUAUAUAAAUUUAAAUGAAUUAAACUAAAGUAAAUAAAUAUCUCAUACUAGGAUGGAAUAAGUAUGGAUGGAAUGCACUAGAUUGUUCUAUAUUUUAUUUUUAUUUGGAUUCACUUUAUCUGUAAAACUAUUCUAUUUGGAAUGGAAUGCAUACAAUUCAGAAUGUAACUUGUUUUUACACCCACUUUCCUGUGUGUUGAUGCUCCCAACCAAAGGAUUCUGUUUUCCCCAAAUGGCACUACUUUUCAUAAUUUGUCUGCGGGCUGUUUUGCUGUAAAAUCUGCUACUUAUUUUUAAAAGACUAGCAGUUGUGUUGUUGUUGUUGAUUUCAAGAUGUCUUAUUUCAUCUUGAAAUUGUCUUAUUUCAAGGUGGUCUAUGAUUUCACAGUAAUUUUUGUUGCAUGUAUGAUAUGUAAUAGAGCACAUUGCUUCUGUUGGUGACAGCUAUCCAUCAGAGGGGUUUUAAGGGAAUUUGGCCCCACGUUUUCAAAUAAGAAAUAAUAUACAUCAACAUUGAUGUAUGAAGGAGGAAAAGCAGCUGGAGCCAUGUCUCUUAAGGACUGACUCAUUAAAAAUGGAUUUAAAAAUUCAACAAAGAGGCUUUAGGGUUACACAUAAAUAUGAAAUUUCUUAAAAUGUAGGUUAAUAAGGAAAAUUGCAGUUUCCCUGGAGAUCCUGAAGAACAGAAUGAAACUUUUCCACGGGAAGAACCACCCAGAAAUCUCUCUUGAAAUAUGAUUGUAAUGCUGCACAUAUCCAGCACUUAAGACUUUUGGAAACCUCCACCAACAAAUGGCACACAGAAAGAACCAGAGAGUCGAAAAAUAUAGCUGUCACGAAAUCUAAGUUGUUUACUGCAUCGUAGAGCGUGGAACGCCCUUCAGCUUUUCCACCAGGAUGCUGACUUUCAACUCUGUACAAAUGAUAGGCUUAAUUUUACAAGCAUGGUUAUCUGUUUGCAAUAGCAGCAGUCGAUUGUUCCACCUUUUCAGUGCCCAGAGACUAUACAAGUAACAGGCCAGAGAGUGUGGACAGGGUCAAAGAGGAAAGAGUUUCUGUCCUCUGACUGGGAGGCUGUUGAGUUCUGGAGAAAGAGAAAAUUCCCAAGCCAUGAGGAAAGCACAGUAAUCUGGGGAAUCGAGAACAAGAUAAACCCAUCAUGUCUGUGGGCCUCCAGGGGCUGCAGUUGGAUGAGGUUAGGAAGUAUUUGAUGGACUUUGGAAACAUUGCAAUUAAAACUGGUUUUGCUUUCUAAACUUUGGUGUUGAGAAUAAUAAACUUUGGUUAUCUUUUUAAAAAUG
This is a messenger RNA of Equus quagga, 7431 nucleotides long. It is a transcript of the gene LAMB4, whose product is annotated as laminin subunit beta 4. Gene Ontology annotation, molecular function: extracellular matrix structural constituent. Bases 201 to 5576 code for a protein of 1791 amino acids. Gene Ontology annotation, biological process: basement membrane assembly; cell migration; axon guidance. The record is from RefSeq and is a predicted model, not a curated record. The transcript has 36 exons. Gene Ontology annotation, cellular component: laminin trimer; basement membrane. NCBI's taxonomy places the organism in Eukaryota, Metazoa, Chordata, Mammalia, Perissodactyla, Equidae.